This is a messenger RNA of Tachyglossus aculeatus (Australian echidna), 2069 nucleotides long. RefSeq lists its product as uncharacterized. NCBI's taxonomy places the organism in Eukaryota, Metazoa, Chordata, Mammalia, Monotremata, Tachyglossidae. The transcript has 3 exons. Bases 479 to 1996 code for a protein of 505 amino acids. The record is from RefSeq and is a predicted model, not a curated record.
UUCAAGGAAGAGGGCGCCGACGCCUCCCGCCCCGUCCUCCCGGGGGCCCGGGGUUGUGUGCAGGCCCCCGGGGAAGGGUUUUCCCGCCACCCUCCCCCACCGCCAUUGACGACCCGGCCCCAACGGCACCGCCCCGAGGGCCCCAAAGAGGAUCCAAUCUGAGUCGGCUCAGCCUAAGCCCAGGAGACACAAAAAUUCUAAGGUCUGGAGCAGCCAAACCCCUAAAUUUUAAAUGAAAUGCCAGCAUGUCAACCUGGAGGGAGCCAUGUCCCAUUUAAAUGACUUCUGUGCGUGGUACUUUUCUGGAGUAGCAGUGGCACCGCAGAAAAGGUGGGCCCUCUAAGGAAACACAGAUUCACAUCUCUGCGUCUGAAGAGAGUCUCUUUGGCCAUAAACAUUGAAAGUUGGAUCUCCCGGAAGCUGUCCAUUCGUCACCACCUGGACUGGUAUUGACUGCAAGCAAAGCCCGCCAAGAAACAUGAAGAUCUUCCUGCAGCCGAGACACCUUUGCUGCAUCAUCUUCGGGGACUCCACCCCGGCCCUGGAGCACUGCUGCUCGAAACGCUGUUGCUGCAAGGGGAGGAUCUACUGCCACCAACUCUUCGGAAGCCCUGACUUAUGGGAGGACCACAAAAUCCUGGAUGAAGCCAAGGCCAUAUUGCGAGAAGCGCUUCAAGGUCCUAUUGAGAGAGAUGGACAAAAUUUUGUGGCCCAGAGCUUGCAGGAUGAACUGAGCCGACAGGAGGAAGGGCAAAAUAGGCAGGAGAAACUGUGGGCAGGUGAUGAGGAAGCCCAGAUAAAAGAACUUGACCCACUGGAGGAAGUGGCUCUAGAGCUGGAGAGGGUGCGGGAAAUGUACUGGGUGGAGAACGGCAAACAGGACCAUCAGGAGACAGAACAAACUCCCGAGGAAUCGCAGACCGAGGAAAAAGAAACACAGACGGAGGAAGUCGAAGCCGUGGGGCUGGAGUGGGCAGGGGAGAUGUACACUGAGGCGAGUGGCGAGCUGGUCCAGGAAGAGACCGAACAAACUCCUGAGGAAUCGUGGAGCAAGGAAAAGGGAACGCAGAUGGAGGAGCUGGACCCCGUGGGCCUAGAAGUGGAGGAGCUGAGACCAGAGCGAGUCCAGGGUGCGGUGAAGCCGGAGCCCAGGGAGAAGCCUGAAGAAUCAGCCAUGGAAGAAGAUGGGCUGAGGGGCUGUGGAGACCUUCUGGGCGCUGGGCCCGGCCUUUGGAAGCUUCCCACGCCCCCCUGGUUCCCGUGUGGGAGCUAUUGCUGUGACUGGCUGUGUUCCUCCCUCGGAUGGAACUCCUCCCCAGUCAAUGUAUUGGGCCUGGCCACUGAUGCCGACGCUGAGGGAGGCCAGGAAACAUUCAGUUUGCAGGAAGCGCCUCAGGAUCUUCUUGAGAGGGACCAACACAAUUCUGUUGCCCAGAGCUUGGAGGACCACCGGUGUCACAUAGGGGCAAGGCGGAAAAUGCAGGAAGAAUUGUGGGCAGAGGAAAAAGGAACGCAGACCGACGAACUUGACCUACGGGAGCAAGAGGUUCUAGGCCUACAGUGGGUGCGAGAGAUGUCCAGGGGAGAAAACAGCCAGCAGGAUCACCAGGAGAUAGAACAAACCUCUGAGGAACCGCAGACCAAGGAAAAGGGAACGCAGACGGAGGAGCUCGACCCAUUGGAACAGGAGGCGAUGGAUGUGGCAGGAGCAGAGGAGCUCAGACUGGAGAAAGUACAGGGCCAAGUGAAGCUGGAAACCAAAGAGGAGCAGGAAGAAACCAAGGAGGAGGAGCUGGUGGAGCUGCAGUCACAGAGGGGCCACGGAGAUGACCUGCAGGCUCACCCUGCCCCUCGGAAACGUCCCACCCCUCCCUGGUUCCCGAGUGGGGGCCACUGCUGCGACUGGAUGUGCUGCUCCCUUGGAUGCCUUCGCCUGCCCCUCAUGGUCUAUGUGCUGGGCCUGGCUGGUGGCGGCCCCAGGGCCUGGUCGGCCUGAUCCUUUGUGUCUAUGAUUCUCCAUGCUGCUUCUGGGGGAAGGGAGUUUUGCAAUAAAGUGUUAUUUUAGUGUU